AUGGCUUCCACAGAUAAUUGGCAAUCACCUCAAGCUCGUGCAUUGCAAGAUGCCAUUGAUCGCAAGAUCACCACUCAAGAGGCUGCAGAUCUACUGGCAUCCCUGUCACUAGCUGAUGGCUCUGUUGAGGACGAGGUUUAUGAGCUCUGGGUAUUGGUUGUAGAGAAAGCCCAGCAGUCAUCCGCCAGCCAUGCGACACUGAUAGACAUCUUGGUACAUCUCUCCAGGCUCGACGAUGCCAAGUCCGCCUCUGGCGAAAGCAUCAAACUUCACGACAAGCAACUCUGGCGCGACCUGCCCAUGUUCGGCUGGCAAAUUCGUGAUUCAUGGAAUGUCGGCAUCGAACCAAACGAUACCGACGAAGUGCGACAACAGAAGGUUUCCGAAUUCACCAACCUCAACGCAUUCACAGCUCAGUUGUUGGCCACAGAGGAACCGGUGUUUGAUCUCUCAUGGUUUGCUCUCGUGACCUUCCGCGAGGCACUCGAAAACCCGCAGGCGGACAAGAACCAACUCGAGCUAUUUGUGCCCGCGGCAGCAUCGUGGCUGGACCACGCUGGUGUGGAACUUUAUAACCGCGAUGACCAGUUCCCGGCGACGUCCUCAACCGGCGGUGCGCCUGGCAAGGGUGGUGAGCUAUGGACAGGCGCGCCUGGUUUCCACAAAGACAGAUGGGCGCUUUGGCAAGAGCGGUUCGCGGCAUUGGCAGGUGAGGGCAGUGGGCUCGGAGAGAAGCCACGGGCAGAAGCACAAGAUGCACAUGCAUUAAUGAAGGAUGUCUCGGCGGGUGAGAUUGAGUAA
Molecule: messenger RNA, 801 nt
Organism: Dissoconium aciculare CBS 342.82
Lineage: Eukaryota; Fungi; Ascomycota; Dothideomycetes; Mycosphaerellales; Dissoconiaceae
Exons: 1
Coding region: 1-801 (266 amino acids)
Source: RefSeq, a predicted model, not a curated record